Cololabis saira (Pacific saury) is the source of this 2604-nucleotide messenger RNA. RefSeq names its product myb-related transcription factor, partner of profilin-like. The record is from RefSeq and is a predicted model, not a curated record. Lineage: Eukaryota; Metazoa; Chordata; Actinopteri; Beloniformes; Belonidae. Gene Ontology annotation, cellular component: nucleus. Gene Ontology annotation, biological process: regulation of transcription by RNA polymerase II. The coding region runs from base 1172 to 2266 and encodes 364 amino acids. Gene Ontology annotation, molecular function: DNA-binding transcription factor activity, RNA polymerase II-specific; RNA polymerase II cis-regulatory region sequence-specific DNA binding. The transcript is spliced from 2 exons.
CAAGCCGCGCUGUGAUUGGUCGAGGCUCAAGCCGCGCCAGAUCAAAACUGCGUUUUACGUUAUAUCUUAUUUUCAUCUAAUUUCGUGUGAAAUAUGUCUAUUAAAAUCAGAUGAGGCGGAUUAAAGAGUGCUGCGGGUUUAACGGACGUCCCACCGAGGUAGAAAGAGCAGGUAUCGCGGUGUUUUGGAGAGGAAGCGCAGCUGCGACCGUUAUCCGCCGCUAGAGCAGAGACCGGGGACUCGAGUUGUGUCGCUACGCCGCGCGAGGCGCCUCUCCGUCGGCCUGACGGUCAUGAGCUGCCCGGUGGACUUCCAGGCCCUGCCCAGGGGCGUCCUGCGAGAGGUUUUUACUCCAGAAAACAUGAGAGCAAGGUGAAUUAAACUCACUCCGCUUAACACAUUUACUCUGGACCAAAAUGCUAUUGGUUUAAUCUUGAAAACAAACUGUUUAUCUUUUUAUUCCACACCUCAGAAAGAGGUUUGAUGGUUAUUUAAGACGUUUACACCGUUCAGACACAAUUAUACACCUAGGGCCUGAUUUACUAAGAUCCUAAAUAAAGAGUACUAAAUUGCGUGUGCACUGAAAAAGUUUGCACGUGCUGUUGUUGUGUGUUUUGCGGUUGUGGCUGAAAUAUGGUUCUGCGUCACACCAACGCAGAGCACACGCCGCAGCCGUGACGCCGUGCUGAACCCUUCGGACUUCUCCGUCACUCCAUUUGGUCGCGGUGCAGUACCCCCCGCGGCCGCUAGUUAGCGAUCUUUCUCUGAAUGGUUUAUCCGACUUUUUCCCGUCACAGUAAAUCAAAGAAAUAAGGACAACUAUUGUGCAAAAAACCAAAACAAAAAAAAUCACAUAUAAACGAAGAAAAGAGCCCUGGAAGUUCACUACUGCUUCAAACCGGAAACCGGAAAUGCUUCGCUUUCAAACGAACCAAUCACAGCCCUCUCGGUCUGCGUGUGGUCUGCGUCUCCUCGACGCGUAGUUACAAUUUUCGGGAGGUGCAGGUCAGUGACGCCGCAGGUGACGGCGUGUCGUCUGCGUCGAUCCAAACCACACGCCGUAGGCACGGCGCCAUUUUGACGCAGAAGCAUAAUUUAGCCUGCGUGCGCAAUUGAUAACUGGUGCAAACCUCAGUAUUUAAAUGAGGUGUUGCGUCUUACGGUUUGCGCCAUGGAGAGUCUGGAUGGAAAGCAGGAUAGUCGCAAGCGCAAAAUGAAAUUUGCAGAGUUGGAGUUAGAGAUAUUAGUGGAAGAGGCAAAUAAACACAUUCAUGAACUACAGCAAAGAAAUUUAAGCAUUAGCAAAAGAAACGCAAUAUGGCAGAAAAUCUGCGAUAGAAUAAAUGCAGUUGGUAAGACAAAAAGAACGGCAGAUGAGGUUAAAAGAAGGUGGCAAGAUAUGAGGCGAAGAACUAAAGAAAAAGUGGCCUUUAAUAAUACUUCGGCAACCAAGACGGGUGGAGGGCCUGCGGAAGAGAUGCCUCUUACCAGCAUUGAGCAGCAGGUGCAGCUCAAGGAAGAGAUGCCUCUAACCAGCAUUGAGCAGCAGGUGCAGCUCAAGGAAGAGAUGCCUCAAACCAGCAUUGAGCAGCAGGUGCAGCUCAAGGAAGAGAUGCCUCUAACCAGCAUUGAGCAGCAGGUGCAGCUCAAGGAAGAGAUGCCUCUAACCAGCAUCGAGCAGCAGGUGCAGCUCACCUUCUGCGAUGAGCAGAUAACUGGGAUACCGUGGUAUGACACGCUAGAGCCAACUGCAGAACAAGGUGGAGAAUCCUCACCACAAGUUGAGCCAUCCCCACCCCAGUCCUCAAAUCAGGACCCAACAAGCAUCCCUGCAGAGCCUCAAAAGCGGCCAGUUUAUGAGGACAUUGACAGAGAGUUUCUCCAAGAACAGAAAAAACAGUCUACAGCCCUUGAAGAUGGCUUAUCUUCCGUUGCGCACGAGGUGCGAGCUGUGUCCUCUAUGGCCCGAGCGCUCAGGCGGGAUACUCAGGCCAUUGCUGCGCACACUCGGCAGCUGGUCAGUGCUGUAUCGGGUCUGACAAUGGCUGUAAAUACCCUGGCGAGAGGGAUCCAGGAUGGAGUUCAGGCGGUGGUGAGGGCUCUCAUUCCCAGCGGUCCCAGAGUGGAGCAGCCAGAGACUGGAGAGGAGGGAGAGAGCAUUGGCGAGGUGCGCACUGGAGGACAGGAGAGCCACGUUGGAGCGACGUGUAACCUGCGAAAAAGAAAAAAACAACAUACAAAUGUGAAGGCAAAAAGAAGGAAAUAACCCACAACAGGCUCCACUACCUCCUGUCUUAUAUUUUAAAAGACCGGUAAUAAAAGUGUUUCUUUAAUUUCAGGAAGUAGCAUAGUGUAGCUUAAAUUUUUGUUAACUGCAGUGGCUGUGAAUGUUUAAUUUGUUUGGUUAAAUAAAUGUAUGAUUAAUUGUGUUUUUCUGUGUAUUAUUGAAUGAAAAUUAAGAAUUAAUGUAUUCCACUCACAGUUCAUGAGAAAUGGCCUUGAAUGAGAGUGAUGCGUGUCUGCAAUCCCGCAGCAUUGGGUUGUUGCCCCCCAGGGAGCCCAUGGUCCACAUCAUCAUCAUCAUCAUCAUCAUCAUCAUCAUCA